Messenger RNA from Bemisia tabaci, 1394 nucleotides. RefSeq lists its product as uncharacterized. Lineage: Eukaryota; Metazoa; Arthropoda; Insecta; Hemiptera; Aleyrodidae. Gene Ontology annotation, cellular component: cytoplasmic microtubule. The record is from RefSeq and is a predicted model, not a curated record.
AAAUUGAAAACAAACAAACAAACCAGUCAAAAUUGAAUUUGCUCAACAACUGAUUACUUGGAGUAUUUAAUUGAUUUAUACUGUUUUACCCUUUAAAAUCAAAUUUUCCUUGCAUUACUGGAAACUUACUGGUAAAAAUCUUUUAAAAAUAUAAAGGUAUUUUUCUCCGAAUCCAAUGUUACUGCUGGUCACCGUAACCGUUAUCAAUCAAAUUAAACCUAGAAUGAAGAAGUCUGUUACUUUGAAUUGAAACUGAUAAAAAAUCAAAGGACAAGAUGAGUUAUCCCUACAAGGCACCUAGCAUGGCAGAAAUUUUCCCAUUGUCAUACCAGCAACCGAAGAGUUCAAAAAAUUUUAUCAAGGAAAAUAUCAGAAAAGUGAAAGGAGUCAAAAGUAAAACUAGUGAAACUGGCUCUAGGAUGUCGGUGGAUUCCAGCUGCAAAGGAUUUCCACCAUUUAAAUCUGCUGUACGGUCCAGAGGCGAAUUCGGCAGCCAGUCUUUCGAUUCUUUGCGAAAACCUCUCAUUGAAAAACAGAAGCUGACAAAACAUGCUGAACAACUAAUUGAGAAAACCCGCUCGGAAAUUUGCUCAAAAAUUUCCUCAGCUAGUACUCGCAAAAAUUAUUCUGAUAAAGAAUGUCAAACAUAUGAAAUGGAAAAUUUACGAAUAGGCGAUCAAGACAAACCUGCAUCAGCAGCCAGCUCAGCACGGAGCAUAGGUUUACAGACAGAUAUUCUGGAAAAUAUUAACAAGACUGAUAACUUUAGGACGGCCCCUAGUACCAAGAUAAAAUCACCUCGCUCUAAAAAAAAGAACUUGUGUGGAGUAAAGUCGAGUGAUGAAACCCUAAAGACCAAUCGUUCUUCAAAUAAUUUACCAUCUAAGAAUAGCGUACCUGAAUCUUAUCAAAGAGGAACCAUACCAAAGUAUAUACAGGAGAAAAAAUUGCAAAAAGAGCAAGAAGAAAUGGAGAAGAAGAAAAUGGCGCAAAUGCUAGGAACCGAUGAUCCUGACUGUCCUCCAGGCCACGUUAGACUGCCAGAUGAUAAACGGAAAGAAACUCUUCAAUUAAUUAAAAACAAAUAUGAUCAGUUAUUACUUGAAUUAAACGGACUACCUGUGAGAUCGGAUUCUUACAGGAUUAAGAAACACAGGACAUUCUUGGAAAAGGAGCUGGAGAAAAUGGAAGCUGGACUGAAAACAUUUUCUCGUGAAAAGUUAUUUGUAAAAAUAGCUCCAUAAUUCUGUACCAUCAAUCCUCUCACCUGUUUCCUCCUACUUUUAUGCUUUCUCUCACUGCCCACCACAAAUUUUAUGUGACGAUAAGAUGAAAUUACUUUGUGAUAUUGUGUGAUAAUGAACAAAUAAAAAUUGUAUUUUGAUCAAAAAUGA